Molecule: messenger RNA, 666 nt
Organism: Parnassius mnemosyne (clouded apollo)
Lineage: Eukaryota; Metazoa; Arthropoda; Insecta; Lepidoptera; Papilionidae
Source: the annotation of a GenBank genome assembly
AUGACAGAAGAACUAAGAAAAGAUGACAUACAUAAAGCUACAUCAGUGCAAUCUCCACGACCAUCGUCGCCAAGGAAAUUUUUCGCGCGUAUCUAUGGGCAUUUAGAAACUGCCCAGCAAACACAAGUUCAAGUAGUAGAACAAAAGAAGCAGGAGUCUGACAGUGAGUCUAGUUCUGAAGUAGAGAUAGGUGAAAACGAAAACUUGAAAGCGAGGGUGCACCAACUAUGGACGCCACCACCGCCUUUACCCUUAUGCCCGCGACCAAUGUUAUUGCCACACCAGCAGAUAGCAUUCGGUGCUGGAUUAGCCGCAUUCUUGGCUCGGAGAAGACGUAAAGAGAGUCGACCUCGUCGCCAAAGAACAACCUUCUCAGCACAUCAAACCCUUCGUCUUGAAUUGGAAUAUGCGAGAGGCGAAUAUGUAGCGAGGACGCGAAGAUGUGAGCUGGCAUCUGCACUGUCUCUAAGCGAAACACAAGUAAAAAUUUGGUUCCAAAACCGAAGAGCUAAAGAUAAAAGAAUUGAAAAGGCGCACCUUGAUCAACAAUACAGGCAUUUAGCAGCCGCGUCAGGUUUCUUCCCAACCAUACUCACCACACCUUUCGGCCAGCCUCCGCCAUGUCCGUGCCUGCCAGUUCAUCCACAGCAAGCAAACCACAAAUAA